GCCCGGCCGUUCGCUGUCCGCACGCCGGCCUCUGCGGCCCCGGGCGGGCGCUCCUCGGCCUCCCUGCUCCGCACGCUGCGCGGUGGUCGAGCUCCUGCGCGGGCAACCGUCCUCGGUUUAUCUGUUAACGACCGUGGGGCGCCCCGGCUCCAUCUGAGCGCGGCCUGAGGUCUUCACCCGGUUUUUGUUUGGGGUGUGUGUCCGUGUGUGCGUGGCUUCCCGUAGUAGGGACUGCACCCAGGGCCUUGGCACUGAGCAUGCCUCCUGCCCGCCCUUCGCCACGCCCAGGCUGGACACGGAUUUGCGAUCCUCCUGCCUCAGCCUCCCAGAAUGCUGGGAUUACAGGCUCCGCCCCCGUGCACCCUCAUCCGGCAUAUGUUACAGGCCCUGCCUCAGCUCCCAGGUCUCAGAUCCUCCACGCAGAGCUGUCUUGCCCCCUGCCAUGGUCGAGGUUUUAUACGUAGGGAUGUGUUGGGAUUGGGCUCUGUCCCCCAACCAGAAGGCACCCAGCAUCAUGUGGUUACUACCUGCUCUUCCUCCACCUACGGAUGCCGCCCAAAAAGAGACGUGGCCAGCCGUCCCACAAAGCCCAGCUGCUAUUCCUCCAACAACCACGGGAGGGCCCCAAGCACCACUGCAGACCUGCACAGCAACUCCCCACUCACACACUGCAGGUGCCCAGCAAGCCCAUUGAGGAAGCCUUCAUUUCCUGGGUAUCACCUCAGUUUGAUACAGCAGUAGAGAGCUUGUUUCCAGCACGCCGGAAACAUCGUCGAGAUCGGGCAAGACUUUCAAGUCAAAAAUCAACCCGUAAAUUUCCCCAUCUGAUCUUUGAGAGUCCACAGUCUUCUUCCAGUCCAGAGACACCGGGAAUCCCCUCAGUCAGGAAGCGCCCCAGUCAGUCAGAAAAGGAUGUUUCCAAACAGCCCUUGGUUCCGAUGCUCAGUCCCCAGAGCUGCGGGGAACCGUCAGCGCACGCGCUCCCGAGCUCGCCCUGCGUGUUCGCUGCCCCGGACAUCCAGACCCCAGGGCCGUCCGUGAGGGAAGAUCUCAGUCCCCCAGGACAGGAGGAAAACAGCUUUCCAGUCUACACCAGCACUCCCUGCAGCCCGGAGCCCGUGCCUGUUCUGGUUGAAGACACCCCAGAGGAGAAGUACGGGGUAAAAGUCACAUGGAGGAGGCGAAGGCACCUACUUGCCUACCUCCGGGAGCGAGGGAAGCUGAGCGGAAGCCAGUUCCUGGGGAACGGCUGACUGGAUUUCUCAGACGUCCUCUUCUCCAGCAGUCUCAAUACUGAUUUUCCUGGAGUUGCUACAACCCCAUUUGUAGUUUACAAGACGGUGUACCGCAAGAGGAAGGUACAGAUAACACCAACAGGACAAAGAUUUUAACCAGUGCCCCAGGGGCCUAAGGAAAUUCAGUGCGCAGAUUUGCUUUUUAAGAUACCUUGUGGCUAAACAGUUGAAUUUAGUGUCAUAAACUGUUCAUAUUUUUCUUUCGUUAACUGUUUAAAAUUUUAAAAUCUUGUAGUAACUCUAAAAUGUAUGUAAAUAAAUGGUUGCAGAAAGUUUUUAGAGAACCUUACUUAUUGCUUCUCGGCCUUUGGGCUAAGAUCAAGUGUGUGUGUAAGAGAACCUUACUUGUCAGACGUGCAGCAAUAUUAUCUGUCCACAAAGAUUUUUUGUUUAUUUUUUUCUUUUGCUUAUUAAUCCUUUAAUAAUCUCGUCUAACCUAAUUCUUUUCCUUUUU
Chinchilla lanigera (long-tailed chinchilla) is the source of this 1749-nucleotide messenger RNA. It is a transcript of the gene Rhno1, whose product is annotated as RAD9-HUS1-RAD1 interacting nuclear orphan 1. NCBI's taxonomy places the organism in Eukaryota, Metazoa, Chordata, Mammalia, Rodentia, Chinchillidae. The coding region runs from base 549 to 1253 and encodes 234 amino acids. The record is from RefSeq and is a predicted model, not a curated record. The transcript is spliced from 3 exons. Gene Ontology annotation, biological process: cellular response to ionizing radiation; DNA damage checkpoint signaling; recombinational repair. Gene Ontology annotation, cellular component: chromosome; nucleus.